AGGAGCCGUAGCUCUUAGAUUAAAAAGCAACUGCACACUUAUGCAACAGGAAAUUAUACACUAUUUAGAUUAAAAUCUCAACAAUUUAGGACAACAGCAGCAAUGAAGACAACACUGGCAACUCUUACUCUCUGCCUGGUGGUGCUCAUGGCCACAGGGUUCCCUUUGGAGAAGAAAGGGGGCUCAUCCUCGGGCAGUGCUGCCAAGGAGAAGCGUGUACAGUACGCAGCGUGGGAUGACGUGAAUGUCAUCGCUCAUGGCCUGCUGCAGCUGGGCCAGGGGCUGAAGGAGCACGUGGACAAAACCAAAGUCCAGAUGAGGGACAUUUCCACCAAGCUGAAGGUCUACAACCGCACAGUGACCGAGCUGGGGAAGGAAAGCCAGAAGCUGCGCGUGGAGGGGGAGGCCCUGAAGGCGCGAGCCCAUGGACUGGAGGACAGAGAGGGACAACUGCUCAAUGUCACAGCCGAGCUGAGGGAGAAGGCGGAGGAGAUGCAGCAUGAGAGGAGGACGAUGAGCGAGAGGAUGAACCGUCUGGAGGAGAGGGUGGACAGCAUGCUGCAGGGCGACGCUGUGCUGCCUGACACUAACGCUGGUGCCAAGAACCACAGUGACGCUCGCAACAUCCAGCUGAUGCUGGAGGCUCAGAACAAACGCAUUGACGAGCUGAUGGAGCGGAUCAGACUCCAGCAGGAGAAGCUUGACAAGCAGAACAUGCGCAUCCGGGCCCUGCAGAGUCAGGUGCAACAGACACGUCAGAGGACGUCCUCGCGGAGCAGCAACACUGACGUGCAAAGUGGCGUCGCCGAGCAACGCGACUCACCAGUCGAGAUGGCAUCAGACUGUCAUGAGCUGUUCCUGAGAGGAGAGAGCACAAGCGGGGUCUAUACCAUCCAGCCAAUAAAUGCAGAGCCCUUUAAAGUGUUCUGUGAGAUGACAGCUGAUGGCGGAUGGACUGUGAUCCAAAGUCGCCAAGAUGGCUCAGUGGACUUUGACCAGCUAUGGCAGGCCUACGAAAAAGGCUUCGGCAGCUUGAAUGGAGAGUUCUGGUUGGGGUUAGAGAAGAUCCACUCCAUUGCUAAAGAUGGUGGCUACAUCCUCAACAUCCAGCUCUCUGACUGGAGUGGUGAUUUAGCAUCUGUCCACCUCCCCUUCCAGCUGGGCGGAGAGGAAACCAAGUACUCUCUAAAAAUUCAGAAGACAGACACUUUCAGCCCUUUGGAAAGCUCCCUUGUGACUGAUGCCACCACCGGCCUGCCCUUUUCAACCCAUGACCAAGACAACGACCAGAAAAACGACACCAACUGCGCCAAGCACCUCUCUGGUGGCUGGUGGUUCAGUAACUGCGGUCGCUCCAACCUAAACGGUAGAUACUUCCAGAGCCCUCCUCCAAAGCAGCGGGACCAGAGGAAGCAGAGCAUCUUCUGGAAGACCUGGAGGGGCCGCUACUACCCUCUGAAGUCCAGCAGGAUGAUGAUCGCCCCUGCUGUGAUCGUAAACAAGUCAUAAAGAAUAGAAAGAGACAGAAAGAAAAAGUCGAGACAAAGACGAGGGGGGGAAAGACGUACAUUUUGGACUAUUCUUUCUUUUCUUGGUGCUUGGUUGAUGAGUUAGAGGUUUCCAUUUUCCCUGGUUGUUUCCCUGUGAGGAAGACCUUACACCAGAGCCAAGGCCCUCAAAAUAGAAGCAAAAAGAACUCACAUUUAAUGAGUUCCAGGUUUCCACUGCUCUGUUCUCCGAGAGACGAGUAGAUUCCUCCUCCACACCUAGAGCCACAGAUGGAAAAAGGACAAAUAAAAACUUGCAGUGGAAAGUUUUUCAUAUGCACCAUUGCAGUUGAUCCCAUCUGUUGGCACGAAGCAGGGGCCCCUAGUCAGGAGAGAAUCACAGUGCGAGUCCCGGCCCAUCCGCCGUGCUCGAAGCCACAAAUGAUUUCCAACAAGUAGAGACGCAACUGUGUAUGUGGGCUGCUGUUGAGUUUGAAUGUGGUUUUGGAGCAAGUAAACUGCACUGUCAGCUCAAAACAGAUUAAGAAUUGCUUGAAAAGGAUGCAUGUAGGAGUGAAAUGAAAAACCCGACGGCGCAGACCAAGUAAUGACUGAACAAAGAGUUCUUUUCCACAUAUGAGAUUCAUGUUCAAAAGCAUUAUGUAAAGUUAUAAAUCACUGUAAACUAGGAUUGCAAUGCAGAAAUUGUGUUCAGACUGAUCUUGGUGGGGCAAUGAAAACCAUUCCAGCUUUUCGUACAAUAUAUUUUCUGUCUGCAAUUUUGAAUCGAGUUAAGCAUAUUCUUUACCGACUUAAAUUUUUCUGUGGAGAUUUUGAUGUUAAGUCAUAUUGACUUAUUUCAAUACGAGAGGCAUGGUUUGUACAUAGUGUAUGAAGGAAUGUCAUCUGUAUUUUCAGAAUUAUAACUGUUACUGAUUUAUUGUGACAUUAUCUGUAGUCUCUGUGACUUGAAGGAUUGUUUUUGUAGAUGUUCCCUUUCCUUAUUUAAAUGCUAAAGAAUCAAUAUAUAUAUAUAUAUAUUUCUGGUGCUACCCGUUUGUAAUUUAUAUUGUCUUUGUCGUGUUUACCAGAUGUACAAUUGUUUUUUAAGAGACUUUAACCAUCGUUGGGACCAUAGUGAGCCAAUAAAAUUGAUUUAAACUA
This is a messenger RNA of Cyclopterus lumpus (lumpfish), 2651 nucleotides long. RefSeq names its product angiopoietin-like 4 (gene angptl4). Lineage: Eukaryota; Metazoa; Chordata; Actinopteri; Perciformes; Cyclopteridae. The transcript has 7 exons. The record is from RefSeq and is a predicted model, not a curated record. Gene Ontology annotation, molecular function: enzyme inhibitor activity. The coding region runs from base 103 to 1509 and encodes 468 amino acids. Gene Ontology annotation, biological process: triglyceride homeostasis.